AUGAGUAAUUUAACGAUUCCAAAUCUGCCGCAUUCUCCAACGUCACAGUCUAUCACCGAUUCUUCUUCGUUGAUCUCCAACGCGUCACCUUCCUCGCCUUCUUCAGUUAGUGGUGGCGGCGAAGACAAUACCAAAACCCCGACGAAAAGGAAACGGUUAACACAAGCAUGCGACGCCUGUAGAAAGAAAAAAGUAAAAUGUAGCGGCGAGAAACCCAGCUGUCAGAACUGUCAACGACUCAAAGUCGCUUGUACUUAUAUUCCUAGUACGAAAAAACGAGGGCCUAGAGUAGGUCUCGUGGAAAGUUUGGAGAAACGGCUUCAGCAAAUGGAGAAACUAUUACAACCGUUAAAGGAACAAGGACUCGUUGAAGAUAUAGAAGAUAGAGAUAUUCCGUCGACUCCGACAAAAAGACCUAGACUUGCUUCGACGGACUCUAAAAAUAGUCUUGCUUCUUUUGAUGGAAACCAAUCUCAACAAUUUAGUAAUUUGAACGCUGCCAAUGCCGAACGAAUUCAAGCUCCUAAAGCUGAAUUCUCUAAUGCCAAUGUCAAUAUGAAAUCAUUUGGUGCAAUGAUGAACCGAAAUCCCGAGGAUCAUUUAAAGAAUUUCACGGAGCUCUCUCCAUUAUUAACACCACAGUCUGGCUCCCCUAUAAGGCAACAUACACCUACAACCCCAAUGUCAAGUCAGUUUUCCAUCACUGAAAAAUCACAACUAACACCUCCACAACAAUCACAACAAUUAUCACAGCAAACCACCGGUCAAGUAAUUUCAAAUGAGAAAAAUAAUGAACCUGAAGAGGACGUCCUCUUGUAUUUUGGAAGCACUUCUGCCAGACCUGGAUUCCGUACUUGCCAAGAACUAUUUGGGAGUAUGAAUUGGACCGAUUUACCCGCACUCUCUGAUCCAUCAUCUGCUUUAUCCAAUAAUGCCUCCACUUCCUCUUCUUUUGAUCCACCACCUACUCGAGAAGUCGGACCACUUAUAUGCUAUCCUCUCCGAAUGAAAAACUUAAGAAACGAUUUACCAAAAAAAGAUGUUAUUUUGCAUUUGGCUGAAUACUUUUUCCGUUAUUCAUAUCCACAAAUGCCGAUGUUUCAUAAAACAACUCUUUUACGUCGACUUGAGGAAAAUAAAGUUUCGCCAUUUUUAAUCUACUCACUGUGUGCUGUAAACAGAGAAGGAAUCAUUACGAAUCCUCCUUACCUGGCUGGUGAGCCAUUUGCGGAUAUCGCCACCUCAAUGAUUUUGGAUAGUUUUGAUGAGCCUACAGUCGAACAUUGUCAAGCUUUAUUAUUGAUGGCUCUGCACCAAUAUGGCACCAUGCGAGGACCACGGUCAUGGUUGUAUGUGAGUUUAGCUAUUAGAAUGGCACAAGAAUUAGGCUUACACAAAGAAUUCGAAGGUCCUACGCUAGGCAGUUCUCAAAAAAUUGACAGUGAAGCCGCAUUUAUUGAGCGAGAAAUUAGACGUCGCACAUUUUGGUGUUGUUUUGUGAUCGACAGAUUCUCUGCUUGUGCACUUGGUCGUCCUACAAUAAUCGAUGAAGCGGAUAUUGAAAUACGAUUACCAAUUCCGGAUCGUGAUUGGGAAUUAGAGCAUCCGAUUGUCGUAGAUACAGAAUUUGGAAGGUUGAAAAAGGUUGAAGUCAGCAAAGAUGGUUGCAUGAUACUCGAAAAUAAAGGCUUAUUUGCUCUUUUAGUUAGUGCUGCGGCACUGCUGGGGCGUGUUGCGCAAAUGAUUAAUCGAGCAAAAGCUAAUGAAACAUUACAGCCUUGGAAUCCUGAAUCACAAUAUAGUAUUUUAUCGCAGCAAAUUGAGAAAUGGUACAGCGAACUGUGUCCAAACAUGAUAUGGUCCAAAGAGAGACUAACACAACACCUCGAGUACAAUGUAGGAGCAGCAUACGCAACAAUACAUUUACUAUAUUAUGCAACUAUUGUAAUUCUAAAUCGACCGCAUAUCGGUAUGCUACAAAAUGCUGAAGUUCCCGUAGAACACUAUGAUUUUGUGCGAAUGUCCGUAGAUCAUUGUAAAAAUGCUGCACGGGCAGUUUCGGAAAUUGCAAACGCAGUUCUUAAAACUAAUUGUUUUCAUUUGUGUCCUUUCGUGCUUUAUCCGCUCUUUGCCGCAUCGACAAUUCAUAUCAACGAAACGAGCAAAAACGACGGUGCAGAUUCUGAAAUGGCAAAGAAAUAUUUAUGCGUGAAUUUACAAUUUAUGAAAUCGAUGCAACCUUGGUGGGCGAUGGCCGCUAAAUUGCAUUGCAUGUUAAAGGAAAUGUAUAAACGUAGCACCGAGGCUAGUGGAUUAAUGGAGUUUUGGAAUUGCUCAAAUAUACAGACAAAACCGAUUCCAAAAAAUCGUGAAUCAGCAAUGACAACCAUUGAUAAUGUAUCACAAAAUUUUUCGAUACCCGAAUCAAAUUUCGGUUUCCAAUCAAUACUGCUGCCAGGCGAAUUUACGUCACCCCGAAUUUUCAUGAAUGAAACAGCAAAUGUACCGGAAUCAUGGUAUAGUAUGCUCAAAACUCCUUCUCCGCGUCCUUUUUUCCGACCAAAUAUAAAUAAAAACGAAAACGGUGAAUACAUUGGAGAUGACUAUUUCUCACUUUACAAUUCUGAGCUUCCCAAUGGGUUCUCGUACGAUGCAUUAUUAAAUGAUGCUUUGAAUAAUGAAACAUCGAUAUCAUUCGAUCUCUUAUCGCCUGGACGAGUUUCGCGAACAGGUCCUGUGAAAUAUUUAAUGAAUGAGGCAGUUAUUAACGCAGGCGGUGGACAAAUGUCCACAGGCUCGACAACUGGUAAUACCAAUAGCCAAGUUGUUCAGCAACAGCAGCAAUUGAAUGAGCAAAAUACUUUCUCAUUAAUAUCUGCUAUUGUGCCACCAUCAUCAUCUCGAACUGUUUUAUAA
Molecule: messenger RNA, 2916 nt
Organism: Ambispora gerdemannii
Lineage: Eukaryota; Fungi; Glomeromycota; Glomeromycetes; Archaeosporales; Ambisporaceae
Source: the annotation of a GenBank genome assembly